AUGGUCGAAGAUGCGAACGCUCCACCAAGUCCGCAGUCCAAGGAGCAAUCACCCGAACCCGAGAAGGGAGCCGAAAGUGCUGAGGGAGAUGGUGAAGUGCCCCCCAGUACACAGACAGCACCUGGUCGAGGCCGCGGUCGUGGUCGUGGUGGGAGAACACGCGGUGGAUCUGCGAAAUCGACACCUGUCAAAGCCGCGGAAACUCCGGUUAGUUUCUUAUGA
Messenger RNA from Anisakis simplex (herring worm), 222 nucleotides. Lineage: Eukaryota; Metazoa; Nematoda; Chromadorea; Rhabditida; Anisakidae. The record is from the annotation of a GenBank genome assembly.